Messenger RNA from Paralichthys olivaceus (Japanese flounder), 1036 nucleotides. RefSeq names its product gsg1-like 2b (gene gsg1l2b). Gene Ontology annotation, cellular component: plasma membrane. The record is from RefSeq and is a predicted model, not a curated record. NCBI's taxonomy places the organism in Eukaryota, Metazoa, Chordata, Actinopteri, Pleuronectiformes, Paralichthyidae.
AUUAACGGGAAUAACCGGAUUAUGAGGAUUUGAGAAGGACACGUUGCCACAGUCCGCUGUAGUAAAAAAACGAGGGGAUUAAGUCAGGCGUCCUCACUCCCCCCCGGACCGGUCAACGUUAUGGGGAUAGACCGGCGGCGGAGAGCAUCUCUGGCUCUCACCUUGAACUUCCUCGCCUUGUUCCUGGCCGUGUCCGCGCUCACCACCAGCUACUGGUGCGAGGGGACGCGUAAAGUGGUGAAGCCGUUCUGCACCGGCCCGGUCACCACCAAGCAGUCGUUCUGCAUCAGGUUCAACAGCUCCAACAUCAACGACACGCGCCUGGUGCAGUACAUCUGGGAGACCGGGGAGGACAAGUACGUGAUGAGGAAGUUUCACACCGGCAUCUGGUUCUCCUGCGAGCAGAACAUCAACAUGACCAGUGAAAACUGCAGAAGUUUCCUCUAUGUUGCACCUUCAAAUGAAAGAGGAGUGCUGUGGCUGUGCAUUGUUGCGGAGUGCCUGUACAUCCUCCUGCUGGCCACCGGAGGCAUCCUCAUGUCCAUUGAGGUGUGUCAGUUUGGCAAUGCCAUCGAUGGCCUCAAGCUCAACGCCUUCGCUGCCAUAUUCACUGUGCUCUCAGGUCUGUUGGGGAUGGUGGCGCACAUGAUGUUCACCACUGCUUUCCAGCUGACAGUCAGUCUGGGCCCAGAGGACUGGAAGCCUCAGACGUGGGACUACAGCUGGUCGUACAUUCUGGCAUGGAGUUCCUUCACAGCCUGCAUGGCGUCCUCGGUCACCACGAUCAACCGCUACACUAAAACCAUCCUGGAGUUCAAGCACAAGCGCAGAAACAUCGAGAAGAACCUGAAGAUCAAGCAGAAGCUGUUGGAGUUGGACUCUCCGGAGCAGGUGUGGGACAUGUAUAUCAGCUCGGUGCCGAGCACCGCCGAGGAGCUGCUGGACCUGUCGUCCAACGGACGCAAACUCUCCGACACCUCCAUCUUCCUGGACCUCAACGACCUGCCCGACCCACAUGGAGAAGAGUACUGCUAGA